AUGGCUGACACCGGUCUUCCUCCUGGUUGGGAGGUCCGUCACUCCAACUCCAAGAACCUUCCUUACUACUUCAACUCGGCCGAGAAGUUGUCGCGAUGGGAGCCCCCUUCUGGCACCGACACCGAGAAGCUCAAGCAUUACAUGGCGACUAACCAUUCUGCUGGUUCGCGCCCUGGUGCUGUUCCUGGUGUUCCUGAGGGCAAGAUCCGCGCUGCUCAUCUUCUCGUCAAGCACCGCGAUAGUCGACGACCCAGCAGCUGGAGAGAGGCCGAGAUUACUCGUUCCAAGGAGGAAGCUCUCGAGAUCCUCAAGGAGCACGAGGCUAAGAUCAAGUCUGGCAGCAUCAGCCUUGGCGAGCUUGCUCUUACCGAGUCCGACUGCUCGUCCGCUCGCAAGCGUGGAGAUCUGGGAUACUUUGGCAAGGGAGAUAUGCAGAGAGAGUUUGAAGAGGCUUCCUUUGCUCUUUCGCCUGGCCAGAUGAGUGAAAUUGUGGAGACGGCCAGCGGUCUGCACUUGAUUGAGCGUCUGGAAUAA
This is a messenger RNA of Fusarium coffeatum, 534 nucleotides long. RefSeq lists its product as uncharacterized. The transcript is spliced from 4 exons. The record is from RefSeq and is a predicted model, not a curated record. The coding region runs from base 1 to 534 and encodes 177 amino acids. Lineage: Eukaryota; Fungi; Ascomycota; Sordariomycetes; Hypocreales; Nectriaceae. Gene Ontology annotation, molecular function: peptidyl-prolyl cis-trans isomerase activity; protein binding. Gene Ontology annotation, cellular component: cytosol; nucleus.